GAGACUAAGAACGAGGUUCGUGGUGAGGGCUCAUGGCGAUGAACAUGGUUAAUCGAUUGGUCAAAGCGAGGAGGGACACUAUUGUAGCAUGCAUGACUUGUCCACUUUGCAAUAAGUUGCUGAAGGAUGCUACCACAAUAUCUGUAUGCCUUCAUACGUUUUGCAGGAAGUGCAUUUAUGAUAAAAUUACAGAUGAAGAAUUGGAAUGCUGUCCAAUAUGCAACGUUGAUUUGGGCAUUGUUCCGCUUGAGAAAAUGAGGCCAGAUAAUAGUUUACAAGACUUAAGGAACAAAAUUUUCCCUUUUAAAAGAAGAAAGGUGAAGGCACCUGCAGUUGUCCCCUCAGUACUAUUACCAGCUAGAAGAAAGGAGAGAUCACUUUCAUCUUUGGUUGUCAGCACUCCGAGGGUAUCUACUAAGGUAACCUUGACAGGAAGAAGAACAAAACCUUCAAGAAAGGCUAGUGGUCUGCUUGCCUCUAGUUUCUCCAUUGAAAAAACCAUUAAAAAAGAAGAGGAAUUACUGGAAGAUCGCCAAGAUAGUUCAAGCUCACCUGACACUUCAAACAAGUCUGCAGAGAAUGGUGGACAGAGGUUCUCAUCUUGUGAAAAUAGCCAAUCCAUACACAAUAAAGGAACAGAGAAUGGUGCUGAACCACAUGAAGCAAAACUGGAUCUUUGGAAACCUUUGAAUUAUUUAGUGGAGGCUGCAAGUAGGAGUAAAUCUUUUAAGUCUAAUGUGCAAGGGUCUGAUGCCAAACUAGAACUCAUUAAAGUAAAUAACAAUGAUUCUCAAGUGCUGAAAGCAAAAAAUAAGGAAAAUAAACGCAAGGUAAAAGUUGAAGAUGAAAAGACUAGCACUGAUCAUAUCUCUUCAGAUAAAGCAAAAACCAAUAAAUCACGCAGAGUUCGCAUAAAAAAGGAACCUGAUUUUGGAGAAUCACGCAUAUCACCUCAGGCUGUUCUGGAUGCUACUGACACUGAACUCUUAAGGAAUGAUUCAAUUUGGUUCUCCUUAGCAGCUUCUGAAAACCAGGAAGGAUAUGCACCCUUGCCCCAAAUUAAUUCAAGUUAUGUAAGAAUAAGGAAUGGAAACGUACCUGUCUCAUUUAUCCAAAAAUACCUAAAGAAGAAACUAGACCUGAAAAGUGAAGAUGAGGUUGAGAUUAUAUGUAUGGGACAACCAGUGCUCCCUACACUGCAGGUACAAAAUUUGUUCGAGUUGUGGCUGGAUAUGGCAUCCACAGGACAGAGAAUUCCAGCAAACAUAGGGUCCUCAGCAAAGGAUUUUGUCAUGGUCCUAAACUAUGGUCGGAAGGUCCCACAUCCUUGAUCUUGGUCCCCCAUUCUGCUCCCAUUUACAAUUUUAAUGCACCUUGAUGAAAAAUCUUCACAGGAUAAUCGUUCCCCCAUCUGGAUUGUACAUCGAGCAUGUGUUCUUCUGUAACCGUGUUGCCAAUAGGUGCUAUGUUAUUGAGGAUAAAAUAGUUCAAAUAAAUUAUGAGGAAAUCUCU
Molecule: messenger RNA, 1512 nt
Organism: Gastrolobium bilobum
Lineage: Eukaryota; Viridiplantae; Streptophyta; Magnoliopsida; Fabales; Fabaceae
Product: E3 ubiquitin protein ligase DRIP2-like
Exons: 7
Coding region: 33-1331 (432 amino acids)
Molecular function (GO): ubiquitin-protein transferase activity
Source: RefSeq, a predicted model, not a curated record